Messenger RNA from Osmia lignaria (orchard mason bee), 778 nucleotides. RefSeq names its product ADP-ribosylation factor-like protein 16. NCBI's taxonomy places the organism in Eukaryota, Metazoa, Arthropoda, Insecta, Hymenoptera, Megachilidae. The record is from RefSeq and is a predicted model, not a curated record. Gene Ontology annotation, molecular function: GTP binding; GTPase activity.
UAAUUUUUCAAUGAAAGCAUUAAAAAUAAUUUCCCACGUAAACAAAAUUAAGUUAAACCAUUUAAAAUGUGUUUAUGCCUUGGUCCUGCUAAGUCUGGCAAAACUAUUUUAAUGAAAUGUUUACAGGGAGAUGAUGUAGAUGAUGCAACUCAUACUGUUUCUACUAAUGGUAUAAAUCUUUUUACAGUCAAAAACAAUUCAGGUGAAUUUGACAUGGUUAUUAAAGAAAUUGGAGGUAGUAUGGCACCGAUAUGGAAACACUAUUUUGACAAGGUUCGAAAAAUUAUUUAUGUAGUGGAUGCGAGUAAUCUUUGCCAGAUAAGUGUAGCAGGAGUAUUACUAUAUUCUAUAUUAGUAGACCCUAGAUUGCAAAAUAUAAAAAUUGCAUUAACAUUGAACAAAAUGGAUCUUUCUUAUCGUCAAAUGCGCAACGAAGCCUUACUUAUGCUUCAAUACUCUCGUCUGCAAAAAGAAAUUACGCAAGAGCUAACUAUAUUUGAAACUAGUGGAAUAACUAAUGAAGGUAUUGAAAAAUUAAGAGAAUGGUUAUUUGACCCUGCUACUUUAAAAUCUGCAAUAAACGCAAAUAAGUAGAAUUAAUAUAUAAUACGAAAUGAUUUUAUCUGGAAAUGAAUAUUUCUUUUUAUUUACACUCAAUCUUAUGAAGGUAUAAAGAUUAUACAGAUAGAAACUUAUCAGUAGCUGACACCGAUAUUAUUUUAAUGUAACAUAUUGCUAAACUUUCCUCAAAUUUAUCUGUUUGCAUUGAAAAAUGGAA